AUCUUUCUUUUGGCUCUUGUUUUGCUUACAAGUGUCUCUUGCUUCUUAACUCAUCUUAUGCCUUCGAAAUAUUUAUUCAAUAUAAUAUUUGCAACUAGACUAAAACUAUAGCCGCCUCUGUAUUUUUCAGUUAGCAGAUAAAACUUCAGAUAAACAAACACUCUUGGUUCUUUUGAAGAACUUUUUUUUGUUCAUUGAUUGCUAUAAUUUCCAAUUGGGUUGGUUUGAUUUGUUUUCAUCAUCAAUCAACUGUAAGAAAGACUAUUUGCCAUGGAUUGGUACUAUGGAUGUGGUACGAACGAUUUCGUUGUACCGGGUGAUCAAGAUCUAUUGUCUAGCCAUCCUUCACCGGAAAAUUGGUCAAAAUGGGGAAUAAGUGCACCUGAAGGUUACAAUUCACCUAAAAACUUUAUGACCAUGUUGGAUUCAAAUUCAACACCAGUAGAAUUCAAUUUCAAUGGCAGAAGUUUUGGUAACGGAGUAAAGCUUGAAUCUUCCUAUGAUAAAGAUCAAUCUAGCAGUUCAAGUGUAUGUGAUGGAGGAUUACCUGAGCAAUCUUUUCAACAAACAGCGCUUUCGGGUCAUCAGCCUAAUUACCAGCUUCAAGAAAUAUCAAGUUUCGAACCGACCGAUGACAUUUUCUUGGAUUCUAUACUUGAAGAUUUUCCAUGUGCUGAAAACCAACACAAGUCCUUUUACUUUUAUCCUGAAAAUCAAUGCAGCAAUUCACCUGGUGGAUCGCAGAAAGAUAUUGAAGCUUCCGAGUUUGUUAUACGCAACUUGAGUUCUGAUGAUUGCUUCAAUAUAGAGACACUCAAUAUCAUGGAUCCUUCUGAGCAAUUCAGUGGAAAUGAUGCUAUGCAUAAUCAAUCAUCUAUUGAGGAAUCUACACUGCAGAAUCUUGAGGCAAUAAUUUCACAGUUCAAUGACAAGACUCGAAUUAGCUUCCGAGAUGCCCUUUACCGCCUUGCCAGAGAUACAAAACAACAGCACUUAGUCGAUGACAUGGACGGAGAUGUUAACAUGCAUGAGACAAUGCCAUGGGCAGUUCACAAUGAAGCCAUGAGGUCUGAAGACAAGAAACCGAUGGAAUCAGAAACAAACAGUGUUGACAGAGCGGUUGCAAAUCUCAUGUUCAAUGGAACUGCAUAUUGUGAAUGCUGAUCCAACUAAGAGGUUGUUGUUGAUGCUAGAAUUUGGUUAGGCAAUGCAAUUCUGAGCUGAAAGUUAUAAGAAGUAAUAAGUAAAAACCAAUGCCCUGUAAUUAUUAUUAAAAGAUAGGCCUAAGUUUUUGUGAUGUGUAAGUGCAUGUAUAUUUCACUUUGCACCAGAAAUUAUAUGUAUUAUGUAAGUUAUAUUCAAGCACUAGUUGUUUUCACCUAGCUCAAUUUUGGUUGUAAUAGAUAUUAGUAGUACUCUAGUGAGGAUUCUUAGGUGUUUAUCACCUUGAUAUUUUGUUUGAAUGUAAAUGAGUGAAUUUAUUAACCAGCUAUUAGCAAACUUAGGUAUAA
Cicer arietinum (chickpea) is the source of this 1511-nucleotide messenger RNA. RefSeq names its product protein LNK3. Lineage: Eukaryota; Viridiplantae; Streptophyta; Magnoliopsida; Fabales; Fabaceae. Gene Ontology annotation, biological process: circadian rhythm; regulation of DNA-templated transcription. The record is from RefSeq and is a predicted model, not a curated record.